CAUCCACAAGUCGGUAUUCCCAAUACUGACGCACGAUCCUACUCGACUUCAAGAGGGCAGAAGUGCUGGUCUCACGUGUGAGUGUUCUGGGGAAGGGACAUGAUGUCUACGAAAUGAAAAGAAUAGGAAUACGGAGUAGUUGUCGCUGCGACAUUUUAUUACAUUCAUCUCCAACACCCCUCGUCUAUCCUGUACUGCGUGACUGCCAUCUCAUCCCUCCACCUUCAAUAAUUUCAUACCGAGCGGCAAUAUGAGUUCAUUUUCUACCCUUCCUUACCCAGUCGACAUGCCCCCUCACCAAGCAAAACCAGACACCCGGAAUGUUGGGCAGCCCUCACUCCAAAAAGACCAAGGGAAGACGCCUCAAGGUAUCAAGAGGAAACGAUCACAUCCUCCUUCUCGCAAGAGCGCACAAGCUUGCCCAGAACGAGCUGUAUCCAAAGAUCGAAAUACCAAACUAAAGCACCCACUAUCCUCUACAACUAAUGACACAGUGGUCGGCAGCAGUGGAAAGAACACCAACCCACUUGAAUACUGGGCAAAGGAAUUCCGUUGGCCUAAGGAAUACUUUGAACCAGAGACAAACAUAAAUAAUCUGCUUGUGAAAAAGAAAUCUUCAUAUCUUCAUGAGGAAAACUCGGAAGCUAGCACUGCCACACCCAGUGAUCAAAAGCCGAGGGAAGUCAGAAGCACUCCUUAUAUGCAUCCAGGCUAUGAGAUUGUGCUUUUAGCUAAAGGUAGCUUUAUGGGACCGUUUGAGUUGGGUAUUACAGAUGAAAGCGAGGGGCUCAGUGAGACUUUGCUUACGGCUGAACAAUCAAUCCCUCAAGAUACCCUGUUUGGUGACGACCUAUUCGUCAAAAUCUGCGAGGGAGUGAAAUCGAGAAACGAAGCCAGGGUUAUUCGAGACAUUUCCCCUCUGAUUUGUCCGUCGGCCCAAAUUUUAAGCUUUUAUGAUGCCAAACAUCUCACGCUUUUGAAUGAAAGUGUCAAUGAAGGCUGGAAUAAUGCUGUAUCUUUCUAUGGUUCUCGUCCACAGCCUGAUUAUUCCGUGGGGUUUGAUCGAUUUGCGUUUACAGAUGAACAAUUUCAAAAGCUUAAGCCUUUUGUUGGAGAGGUCGCCGAUAUCGUUACCUCCCAUUUUAUGGCUACUUGGCAAAUGUACUUCCCUUUCCUCGCCUGCGAAGUGAAGUGCGGUGCGGCAGCACUUGACAUUGCAGACCGACAGAAUGCCCACAGCAUGACGAUAGCCGUGAGGGGUAUCGUUGAACUCUUCAGGCUAGGAAAGCGCGAGAAGGAACUCCAUCGGGAAAUCCUCGGUUUCUCUCUCUCGCACAAUGACCAAAUAGUGAGGAUCUAUGGCCAUUAUCCUGUGAUUGAUGGAAAAAAGACUACCUUCUACCGCCAUCCAAUCCGUGAAUUUAGUUUCACAGAACGAAAUGGUAAAGAGAAAUGGACAGCGUAUAAGUUCACUAAAAAUGUCUACGAUAUAUGGAUGCCGAAUCACUUGAAAAGAAUCUGUUCAGUUAUUGAUAGCUUGCCACCCAAUAUAGGUUUCGAAGUAGGGGAAUCAGGACUCUCACAGGGGCUGGAAAAUUAUCAAUUCUCUGGAUAUUCGAAUCAGGGUGCCGAAUCUCUACCAGAGGAGGCUAGCAGUCAGGCAAGCCGCAUCUCUUCUCGAGAAAUCACCUGUCUCUGAACGGGUUGUGGCGAGGGUAUCGAAAAAGCCGAGGAAAAGAGGCCCACCUGUUGAGUUUGACUCAACAAAGGAGAUAGAUAGCGAGUAGAGCCCAGUCAUCGAUUUACCUUCAGUCGUUUCUAUUUGUACAUUCUUUGGAGAUAUUGAAAGCGGCAGCGGAGCCCCGCCACGCCUUGCCCGAUCGAGCGUCAUUCCCAGGGGGCAAACUGCAGACUUGAGAUAAUAUUCUGAACACUUGUUACAGAUAUGUAUCAUAUCUAUCCUAGAAAUAAUGUAAUGUAGUGUAAUUACUACAAGUAAAUAUGAAUGUAGAAUUCAAGAUUGAUAGAUGGAUUUUUAGAAUCCAGAAUUUAUACUAUAUGUAGUA
Botrytis cinerea B05.10 is the source of this 2066-nucleotide messenger RNA. RefSeq lists its product as hypothetical. The record is from RefSeq and is a predicted model, not a curated record. The transcript is spliced from 2 exons. The coding region runs from base 251 to 1699 and encodes 482 amino acids. NCBI's taxonomy places the organism in Eukaryota, Fungi, Ascomycota, Leotiomycetes, Helotiales, Sclerotiniaceae.